AUGGAGGACACCGCAAAUUUGGUGGUGUAUCGUAAUGGUGAGAUAAUACGUAAUACUCAUGAGGGAGUGAGGUUUGUGUCACAAAAUUCGUUUUCGUUUGUGGUUCCAUGCACGAUGACGUUAAUGGAGCUGCAGAACGGCCUAUGUCAAGGCAUGGAGAAUGGUACGUUAAUGAGAGUGAGCAGAAUUCUGUACCGAAAUCCGGUUGUGGUUUUUGGUGGCCUAAUACAGUUUGAUACCAUUCCGAUCACGGAUGAAGCGAGUAUGCAGAAUAUGUUUCAAAUUCACCAGCAGACUUAUAUGAGACACCCACAGAUUGAGUUGUACGUUGAGUUUGAAGCUGAGGAGGCAGUAGCGGUCCAAAAUGAUAUAGAUGUAAAUGAUGAUAUAGCUGCAGUGUACGAAAGUAUGAAUAGUGACAGCGAAGAGGACUUCGAAGCCACUUAUGAAGUCGGCGAUGAAGAUGAGGAUGGUGAUGUGGGAGUUGAGGCAGCAGUGGAGAAUGUAGUGGUUCGUCCCUCGAGCAGUCAACCGAUGGGCGUUCCACCUUUUAUGUGUGAGUUGGAUCUCGACGCCAUGCAUGCCCCCGAGUUUCCGGAAUAUGCAAACAGAGGUAUUGCUGAUCUUGAGGACGGAGAGUUCCGAAUUGGAAUGGAAUACAGCUCUAGAAAGUCGGUCGUUGCAGCAAUUAGAAGUUUCACUAUAUCUAGAGGAGUUGACUAUGAUGUGUUUGAGUCUGAGCCACAGACGUUCUAUGCAAAAUGCAAGAUGUACGGGCGUGGAUGUGACUGGCUUAUCCGAGCCAGCUUGAUACGGAGAAAAGGUUGUUGGGAGAUACGCAGAUACAACGGUAGGCACACGUGCACCAUCGGAAUGAUUUCACAAGAUCAUUCCAAGUUGGACUCAGAUACAGUUGCUGAGGCUAUAAGGCCGUUGGUCGAGACGGACCCGUCCAUCAAGGUGAAAUCUAUAAUUGCGGAAGUCCAGUCAAGGUUCAACUAUACCAUCAGUUAUCGAAAGGCUUGGUUGGCAAAGCAGAAGUCAGUUGCCAUCGUUUUCGGUGAUUGGGAGGAAUCUUACCAAGCAUUGCCGUGGUGGCUCUCGGUCAUGGUGCAGAAGAUUCCUGGUUCAGUUGUCCAAAUAGAAACACGACCACUCUACAACGGGAACGAGGAGGCACAAGGUACACUUCUAGUCGCUGUUGCACAAGAUGGGAACCAGAACAUUGUGCCUAUCGCCUUUGCCUUGGUGGAAGGUGAGACAGCUGAUGCGUGGCACUUCUUCCUCAGGAAUCUGCGAACGUAUGUUGUUAGAAAAGACGGUGUGGGUAUGAUCUCAGACCGGCAUGAGUCAAUACGGGCAGCAGUUAAUCGUUCCGGUGGUGACUGGCAACCUCCAAGAGCAUGGUGGAUGUUUUGUAUAAGACACAUCGGCAGUAACUUCUUAAGGGCAUUCAAAGUCCCUCACUUGCAGAAGCUUGUUGUCAAUAUAGGGUAUUCAAGAACGGUGGAGGAGUACAAUAUCAACUAA
Arachis stenosperma is the source of this 1530-nucleotide messenger RNA. RefSeq lists its product as uncharacterized. The record is from RefSeq and is a predicted model, not a curated record. The transcript has 3 exons. Lineage: Eukaryota; Viridiplantae; Streptophyta; Magnoliopsida; Fabales; Fabaceae. Bases 1 to 1530 code for a protein of 509 amino acids.